Messenger RNA from Acanthosepion pharaonis, 909 nucleotides. NCBI's taxonomy places the organism in Eukaryota, Metazoa, Mollusca, Cephalopoda, Sepiida, Sepiidae. The record is from the annotation of a GenBank genome assembly.
AUGACACACCUUUCCUUUAAAAGUGAUUGUUUAAAAAAAACUAACUUUAAACUAAUACAAAUUCCCGUUGAUGUUCUUCCCCCAGCCUGCAUACCUUUCUGUUGUUUUCUAUUUUCUUUCGUGCUCUCUCUCAACUUUUUUCAAAACAGUUUGUUAAUUUCUUUCUCCUUCUUAGCUUUUCUUUCUGCUAUGCUUUUUCUCUUCACGUCCUUCAUUUUACUUACGUUUUUUCCCUUGUUCAGUCAAAUCCAUUUGAUGUUGUUGACCAAUUCAUUAUCUAUCGCUGCUAACUUGUUCACCAAAUCAUUAUUUAUCGCUCCAUACACGUUCAACAAAUCAUUAUCUAUCGUUACAUACUCGUUCACUCAACCAUUAUCUAUCGCUGCAUACCAGUUCAUCAAUCAUAUCAAUCGCUGCAUACUCGUUCACCAAAUAAUUAUCUAUGUUUGCAUACUCGUUCACCAAAUAAUUGUCUAUGGCUUCAUAAUCGUUCAUGAUUUAUCGCUGAAAACUAAUUUACCAAAUCAUUAUCUCUCGCUGCAUACUCGCCCAUCAUUAAUCAAUCAUUGUCUAUCCCUGCAUACCCGUUCAUCAAUCAUAUCUAACGCUGCAUACUCGUUCAUCAAUUCAUUAUCUACCGCGGCAUACUCUUCAUCAAUCAUUAUCUAUCGCUGCAUAAUCGUUCAUCAAAUCAUUAUCUACCGCUGCAUACUCGUUCAUCAAAUCAUUAUCUACCGCUGCAUACUCGUUCAUCAAAUCAUUAUCUAUCGCUGCAUAAUCGUUCAUCAAAUCAUUAUCUACCGCUGCAUACUCGUUCAUCAAAUCAUUAUCUAUCGCUGCAUACUCUUUCAUAAAUCAUUAUCUACCGCUGCAUACUCGCUCAUCAAAUCAUUAUCUAUCGCUGCAUAA